Molecule: messenger RNA, 2143 nt
Organism: Monopterus albus (swamp eel)
Lineage: Eukaryota; Metazoa; Chordata; Actinopteri; Synbranchiformes; Synbranchidae
Gene: nif3l1
Product: NIF3 NGG1 interacting factor 3-like 1 (S. cerevisiae)
Exons: 7
Coding region: 181-1470 (429 amino acids)
Cellular component (GO): mitochondrion; cytoplasm
Source: RefSeq, a predicted model, not a curated record
UAUAAGUCAUGCUAGAAGGGUUGAAAUAAUGCAGCAUUUUAUGUAUUUAAUACAGGGAUGUACUUGGCUUUAGGCUUCAAGCAUAGAAAUCUUCGCUGCCCAUCUCAUUAGAAAAGACUGGAAAAACUGGAUUUAGUGUAGCUACAUUCAGUGUGAACAUCUGUUGACUGGUUUCCACUGAUGUUGACUGGAUGUAGAACUCUCUCUGGGGCAUUUUUAUUACUCACAUAUAGAAGACAGUGUACCAGGAGGAGCUUGAUCUCACCGACGGCUCAGUGUUGUUUUACCUCAACAUUUUCCUCCUUCCCUCUAUCUCUCACUUCACCUUCUCACAGUCACAGCUGUGAAAACAAAGUCUCCCUACACUCAUCUGUUAAUUUCUCCUCCACCUGCUUCCUCUCUCGUUCUGCUCAUUGUUCAGGCCCGAUGGAGCUAAAGGAGGUUCUGGAGUUGCUGGAACAGUUGGUUCCUCUGUCUCUGGCCGAGUCGUGGGACAAUGUUGGUCUGCUGGUCGAGCCAAGCAGAUCUCAUCCUGUUAGAGCCAUCCUUCUAACCAAUGACCUUACAGAUGCUGUCAUGAAGGAAGCAGAGACCAUAAGCUGUGAUCUCAUUAUCUCAUAUCACCCGCCAUUGUUUCGGCCAAUCAAACGCCUGGUUCAGAAAGACUGGAAGCAGCGACUGGCCAUUCAGGCUGUGGAGGCUGGAAUAGCAAUCUUCUCCCCUCACACUUCGUGGGAUAAUGUUAAAGGAGGAGUAAAUGACUGGCUGGUUGGUGGACUUGGUAGUGGCCAGGUGUCUGUGCUGAGUCAGGCCCUCGAUGUUGCCUCCCACAGUCACAAACUGGAAUUCAUGGUCAGGAGUGCUGAGGAACUAAAUGCUGUUAUAGAGGAACUGAACGCUUGUGAUGGUGGAACAGCACUACAGCAUUCAAUUAGCAGACCAGACAGCAGUGGAAUCCAUGUCAGUGUAAUCUGCAGUGACCUAUCACUGACCCCUAGUGUCCAGACGCUGUUACGACACACUUCUCCCAGCCAGUCUCUCAGCAUACUAAAGUUAGAGAAGCCCCCUCUUCUGGGCCAUGGCCAAGGGCGAGUCUGUGUUUUGGACCAGCCGAUCACUGUGGUGGAAGCCAUCCAGAAAAUGAAGUCCCACUUGAGUUUGAGUCACAUCCGUUUGGCUCUAGGACUGGGGCAGACUCUAGAGUCCUCUGUUUGUACUGUGGCUGCGUGUGCUGGAUCUGGGGCCUCAGUACUGAAUGGAGCAAAGGCAAACCUCUACAUCACAGGUGAGAUGUCCCACCAUGAAGUGCUGGACGCUGUUGCAAAGGGAACCAGCGUCAUCCUCACUGAUCAUAGCAACAGCGAGCGGGGUUUUCUGGGUGUGAUCAGGGAGAGGCUGGCUGUGCGUCUUCCUGACAGUGUCACUGUGAUGGUGUCAAAGGCUGACAGGGACCCUUUGGAGGUGGUCUGACCACUUUGAGCUAUAUUUGCAUUACAGGCAGUUAGAGUCAUUAAUCCCAGUUGGUUAAAUUACAAAUGUUUUGAUCAGACUGCUUUCUUACAGAUGUAAUGCCUGUGUUUUGAAAUAAACAGGUAUGAUAUCUGUGUGUGAAAAAUCCAUGCAGGCUCUUUAUGUAAAGUUUUAGUGACUUUAAAACAGUAGCACAAUAUUUCUGGAAACACCAAACUGUGCUUCAUUUAAUGAUGUCAAAUGCUUCCUUGGUACAUGUUGUGUGAUUUAUGAUGUAUUUCUGGCAGGGAUUUAAUAAAAAUGGGUCCUGGCUGAUCAAAAAAUGGAUUGCUGGCAUGCUGGAUAAGGCAAAAUAUCCUCGGCCCACAAACGCACAGUGAGAGCCAAAGAUGACACAUUAUCUGUAACCUAUGUGCAUGCAGUGGAUUUAUUAAUGGACAAUGCAUAGUGUGUUUUAAUCCUGAUAAUCAGUCACAUCAAGUGUGCCUUUGAGAAUUUCCGCAUCCACAAAAUGUACCCAGGGGAAACACUAAUCCUCAUGAGAUUAAAAGGCUUGUUGUUCAACGACAGACAUGAUAGAGGAAAAUCAGACAAGCUCCUGUUAUGUGCUUGUUCAAACAGGAAGAACAUUUAGCAAUCUGAGCCAACAAUGAGAAUUUAAAGACUCACUUUU